AUGGAGUUGGCGAGCGACCCUUUCCCCGCGGACGGUCGCGUGUACUAUUUGCCCCAUCACGGGGUUUACAAGCUGGACAGCGCGACCACAAAACUUCGCGUAGUUUUCGAUGCUUCGUCGAAAUGCCCGAACGGGCUAUCCUUAAACGAUACCUUGCUCAGUGGCCCGAAGUUGCAGCCCGACAUAGUCGCGGUUCUACUUCUCUUUCGCGCGGAGCCCGUGGCCAUUACCGCGGACGUAAAGCAAAUGUUCCGGCAGAUCCGGAUCCACCCGGAGCAUCGCAAUUAUCAGCGCAUCGUCUGGCGCUUUUCGGAAUCGGAACCGAUCCUCGAUUACAUACUCACGACGGUCACAUUCGGUACCACGGCCUCUCCGUUUCUGGCGAUUUAUUGUUUGCUCAAAUUGGCCCACGACAAUCGGAGUAGGUACCCGUUGGUGUACGCGGCGCUGAUCGAGUCUCUCUACGUGGACGACGUCGUCGUCAGUGUCCGCACCGUCGAGAGAGCGGUUGCGCUCCGCGAUCAAUUGCUCGAGCUCUUUCGGAGUGCUGGAUUUGAGUUGCGGAAGUGGGCGAGUAGCCACCCCGCCGCGUUGGGUGGCCUCGAUCCGGAAAUCUGCAGUCAGAGGACGCUUUCCUUCGAGUCGGCCGACGAUCAAGCGCUUAAGGUUCUGGGUCUUCGUUGGCACUCGCAGUCAGACAGUUUCGGGUUUCAGCUAAACCCUCUGACGCGAGGAUGCACCAAGCGAACGAUACUGUCGGAGGUAGCACGCAUAUUUGAUCCAUUAGGUUUCUUGGCGCCGUUGACCUUUACCGCAAAACGAUUGAUCCAACGUUGUGGACCUUGA
Temnothorax curvispinosus is the source of this 846-nucleotide messenger RNA. RefSeq lists its product as uncharacterized. The record is from RefSeq and is a predicted model, not a curated record. Bases 1 to 846 code for a protein of 281 amino acids. NCBI's taxonomy places the organism in Eukaryota, Metazoa, Arthropoda, Insecta, Hymenoptera, Formicidae. The transcript has a single exon.